Molecule: messenger RNA, 1540 nt
Organism: Cyclopterus lumpus (lumpfish)
Lineage: Eukaryota; Metazoa; Chordata; Actinopteri; Perciformes; Cyclopteridae
Gene: phb1
Product: prohibitin
Exons: 7
Coding region: 134-949 (271 amino acids)
Biological process (GO): mitochondrion organization
Cellular component (GO): mitochondrion; membrane
Source: RefSeq, a predicted model, not a curated record
UUGUAUUUUGUCCAAUCAGAGGCUACGUUACUACAGGCUGUGCACAUGCGCUGUGGUCCAAAUAUUUCAUGCGUUAUAGGUCUGUCUGGUGGAGGUCAUAGACAUCUGAAUAAAACCGAGUGUGAUUGCUGCCAUGGCCAAGCUGUUCGAGUCUAUUGGGAAGUUGGGGCUGGCGCUCGCCAUUGGUGGAGGUGUUGUCAACUCUGCCCUCUUCAAUGUUGAUGCAGGGUAUCAGGCUGUGAUAUUUGACAGGUUCAGAGGAGUACAAGAGACUGUUGUUGGUGAAGGUACCCACUUCCUCAUUCCCUGGGUUCAGAAACCUAUCCUCUUUGAUUGUCGCUCCCGUCCACGCACCGUACCUGUCAUCACAGGCAGCAAAGAUCUGCAGAACGUAAACAUCACAUUGCGUAUCCUCUUCCGGCCGGUGACCAACCAGCUGCCACGCAUCUUCACCAGUAUUGGUGAGGACUAUGAUGAGAGGGUGCUACCAUCCAUCACCACAGAGGUCUUGAAGUCUGUAGUGGCUCGGUUUGAUGCUGGUGAGCUCAUCACCCAGAGAGAGCUUGUUUCUCGGCAAGUCAGUGAGGACCUCACAGAAAGAGCCAACACCUUCGGCCUCAUCUUGGAUGACGUUUCACUGACACACUUGACCUUUGGAAAGGAAUUCACUGAGGCCGUUGAGAUGAAGCAGGUGGCCCAGCAGGAGGCUGAGAGGGCCCGUUUCGUUGUAGAAAAGGCAGAACAACAGAAGCAGGCGGCCAUCAUCUCUGCAGAGGGAGAUUCCCAGGCUGCGUUGCUAAUCGCCAAUUCUCUGAUGGAGGCUGGUGAUGGUCUGGUGGAGCUACGUAAGCUGGAGGCAGCUGAGGACAUUGCCUUACAGCUCUCCCGCUCCCGCAACAUCACUUACCUGCCAUCGGGACAGGGCACAUUGCUCCAGUUGCCGCAGUGAUGACAUCUCCCCUCAUGUCCAGCCCAAUCUUGCUGUCACCAGUCGUUACCAGGGCCAAGGAAGGGGUGGUUGCAGGAUUCAAUAAUGGACUCUCAGCUUCACACACAUUCCUCUCACUCUUUCUCUAACCAACUCUGGACUGGGCUCUGCUGAUAGCAGAAUGGUGGGAGACAAAGUGAGAGGUCUGCGAUGGAUACAUUUAUAAAGUCCACCCAGGCGUAAGGAAGUGGAGGGUUAUCUAUAGUACUUGAUUUGAAAAAGAUGAUAAUGCAGUUUAUUAAAUAAAGAUUUGACUGUGCUACAUUGUUUCAGAGCUUUGCAUGUGUGAAAAGGAGCAGAGUGGUUUCACCAUCAAAGAAAAUAAAAACAGAUUCCUUGAAAUGAUGAGAUGAUAAAUUGUGAAUAAUAAAUGCAAUUACUCUGUUAUUUCUGGUUGAACGAUUCAUUGAUGUAACUUCUUUUUGUUCUGAUUUACCAGAGUUCUGUGUAUAGCUAUAUGCAUAUAGUCGUCCCUGUGUCUUUAGUUUGUGUGGAGAAAGUGUACGCAACAUAUUAAAGAAAUAGCUGGGCUUAAUAAAUUCUUCUUUCUAC